This is a messenger RNA of Volvox carteri f. nagariensis, 498 nucleotides long. RefSeq lists its product as uncharacterized. The transcript has 3 exons. The record is from RefSeq and is a predicted model, not a curated record. The coding region runs from base 133 to 498 and encodes 121 amino acids. NCBI's taxonomy places the organism in Eukaryota, Viridiplantae, Chlorophyta, Chlorophyceae, Chlamydomonadales, Volvocaceae.
UAGAACAUUUAUUACUACAACGGGAUGCUCGUACAUACGGCUACUAGCCAUCGGUCCCGCCGUCCACAGCUGCGCUGCCGCUCUCAGGGCAGUACAGUGUCGUAGACCUUGUACGGCGGCGUUGGCAAUGCAAUGUACAUAUUCCUGCGAUGUGACAACUUUGAAGAGUGCGCAGUGGACGUGACUACAUCACACUCUCCACACAACCCCCCACUUCCGAACUUCACUUCACGACGAGCGUUCGAUGAGGAGUUCGAGAUGGGGACUGCGGCGGCUAUUUUUAUUAAAUCAUAUUUGUUGGCACAGCAACAAAACGCCCCAACGUCGGCAAGUCCCAACGUCAUCAUGCCGAGGCAGGGAUACGAGGCACCAUUUACAUUCCACGUUGCUUUCGAAGUCCCCCCCCCCAGUUCCCCAGCAGCCGGGCCCCCACCACCACCACCAGUAGUUUGCGCAGUCUCAGAUCUGCACGACCCGAUGGUCAGAAGCAGAGCAUGA